This is a messenger RNA of Juglans regia (Persian walnut), 4167 nucleotides long. Its product is annotated as histidine kinase 1-like. Gene Ontology annotation, biological process: phosphorelay signal transduction system; phosphorylation. Bases 50 to 3808 code for a protein of 1252 amino acids. Gene Ontology annotation, molecular function: phosphorelay sensor kinase activity. NCBI's taxonomy places the organism in Eukaryota, Viridiplantae, Streptophyta, Magnoliopsida, Fagales, Juglandaceae. The transcript is spliced from 14 exons. The record is from RefSeq and is a predicted model, not a curated record.
CUCUCUCCCUCCCUCUCCGUGUUUUCAGGAGGAAUGGCAGGAAACCCAGAUGAAUGAAACCCACCCUGGAGGUUGUGAAUGUACUCCAAUUCCAAGUACUCCGAUGGAUACUCCUCUAAGAAAUGUGUUGGAUAGAAUAUCAGGUUUUGCAACUCCUUGGAGAAGAAAAAGCUGUACAGCUCCACGCGGUCGAAGAAUCUUUCACAGGGACGUUGAGCAAGAAGAUCAUCAGUUCCAGUAUGGUACUGCUCAUUGUCUCUCGUCCUACUACAGCGUCUUCGUUGCUCGCCUUGCUAUCAUGGUAAUGCUAGCCAUUCUAAUUGGGCUGCUAACCAUAUUAACAUGGCAUUUUACAAGGAUCUACACAACAAAAUCACUGAAUAGCUUGGCAUAUGGCCUUCGAAAUGAACUUCUACAACGUCCCAUUUCACGGAUGUGGAACAUCAUAAAUUCUACUUCUGAUAUAACAACAGCACAGCUUAAGCUGUCAGAGUAUGUGUUCAGACGGUACAACAAACCUGCUACUCAGGCAGAACAAGUUGAGCUAUACGAAGCAAUGAGGGAUGUAACUUGGGCACUAUUUGCAAGUCGGAAAGCUCUCAACGCAAUAACUAUAAACUAUAGAAAUGGCUUUGUCCAGGCAUUCCAUAGAGAUCACAGGAAUAAUAAUACGUUCUACAUCUACUCUGAUCUUGCAAACUAUUCAAUCAGUGCUGGUGGAUCUAAUGAAAUUAAUCCGCUGUCAUCGCAUCAAGGCUGGAAAGAUCAAUCCAUACAUGGUAACAUUUCUGCAAUUUGGUAUCAGGAACCCCUUGAUCCCGUCACUGGUGAGAAGAUAGGAAAGGCAAAGCCAAUCCCACCAGAUGAUCUGAUCAAUAUUGCAGGCCUUUCAGAAGUACCUGAUGGUGUAGCUUCAUGGCAUGUGGCAGUUAGCAAAUAUACAGAUUCACCCUUGCUUUCAGCUGCACUGCCAGUUUGGGACCCUUCAAAUGAAAGCAUUGUGGCUGUUGUGGGUGUUACUACAGCACUUUAUAGUGUAGGCCAACUUAUGAAAGAACUUGUUGAAGUCCACAGUGGGCAUAUAUAUUUGACAUCCAAAGAGGGUUAUUUACUUGCUACCUCCACGAAUGCUCCACUUUUGACAAAUACAACCAAGGGGCCCAAGCUAAUGAUGGCUAUUGAUUCCGAGGAAAAAGUAAUAAAAAUGGGAGCUAGGUGGUUGCAGGAAGCCUAUGGCAAUAACUUUUCUCAGAGACACGAGAUUCAUGCAGAGAAUGCCAGGCUUGGCCAGGAGCAGUAUUUCAUUGACUCUUUUUUCCUAAAACUGAAGAGGCUUCCCUUGGUGGGCGUCAUCAUCAUUCCAAGAAAAAAUAUAAUGGGGAAGGUAGAUGAGAGAGCCUUCAAAACGUUGGUGCUAUUGAUAUCUGCAUCUUUGUGUAUCCUAUUCAUUGGAUGUAUCUGCAUUUUUAUACUAACAAACGGGGUGUCCAAAGAAAUGAAACUAAGAGCGGAAUUGAUAAGCCAUCUUGAUGCAAGAAGAAGGGCAGAGGCAUCUAGUAACUAUAAAAGCCAAUUUCUAGCAAAUAUGAGUCAUGAACUGAGGACACCUAUGGCGGCAGUAAUUGGGUUGCUGGACAUUCUCAUAUGCGACGAUUGCCUCACAAAUGAACAAUUUUCAACUGUUACACAGAUUAGAAAAUGCUCAACCGCUCUACUCCGGCUUCUAAACAAUAUAUUGGAUUUGAGCAAGGUUGAAUCUGGAAAGCUGGUGCUGGAAGAAACUGAGUUUGACCUGGGGCGAGAACUUGAAGGACUUGUUGAUAUGUUCUCAGUGCAGUGCAUUAACCACAAUGUGGAAACAGUUUUAGAUCUCUCUGAUAAUAUGCCCAAAUUAGUUCGAGGUGACUCUGCUAGAGUUGUUCAAAUAUUUGCGAAUCUAAUCAGCAAUUCUCUCAAGUUUACAACGUCCGGUCAUGUCAUUAUCCGAGGAUGGUGUGAGAACUCCAAUUCUUCCUUUGACAUUGGAAAGUUUCUGCUCAAUAAGAAGAAAUCACAGCCUGCACAUAAGACCAAGUUGAAGGAACAGGGAAGCCAUACAAAGAAGGCCUGCAAGCAAGACAACAGAAUGAUUCUACGGUUUGAAGUUGAUGACACUGGCUGUGGUAUUGAUCCAAGCAAGUGGGAGUCCGUAUUUGAAAGCUUUGAGCAAGCCGACCCCUCAACAACACGAACGCAUGGUGGCACUGGUCUUGGGUUAUGUAUUGUGCGGACCCUGGUUAACAAGAUGGGCGGAGAAAUCAAGGUCGCAAAGAAGGAUGGUCCAGGAACUCUAAUGCAACUAUACUUGCUUCUCACUGCACCUGUAGAUGGCACAGAACAACAUUGCCGAGUAGAUUUUUCGAAGCAGAAUCUAGUAGUGCUGCUUGCACUACAUGGCAGGAUGGGUAGAUUGAUUAUGUCCCAGUGGUUACAUAAAAUUGGAGUGUUCACUGUGGAAGCAUCUGAAUGGAAUGAACUGACCCAAAUUCUAAGGGAACUCUUCCGUAUCAGAAGUUCAGUUUAUAAUAAUGGCUUUGAUGCUCAUUUUUCACUACGUGAACCCUUGAGUACUAAAGUACUGAACAUACAAGACACGAGGAACCCGACCUUCAUCAUACUUGUGGAUAUAGGACUACUUGACUUGAGCACGGAUAUAUGGAAGGAACAACUCAACUUUCUUGACAGUUACCUAGGAAAAGCAAGGUUUGCUUGGAUGCUUAGUCAUGAUACUCCCAAUGCCAUAAAGAUGGAGCUCCGCAGAAAAGGACAUAUAUUGAUGGUGAACAUGCCACUCUACAAGGAAAAGAUGAUACACAUUCUGGAAGCUGUCAUAAAGGAGAGAAAUCUUGAAGUGCAGAAAAAAAGUUCAAAUACUUUGAGAACUACCAAAGAAGGCGAUCUACAUGAAUAUCUUGAGAUUGAUGCCACACAAUUUGAUGUUGCCAGCUCUGAUGAUUCUGAUAUUUCUGAAAUUGGUAGUUCUAAUUCUGUAAGUGGCUCUCAUACUGGGGAAAAACGAAGAGAGAGGAAUAGAAAACCUGGUUCUUCCGGAUACCAGGCAACUAACAACUGUUUAGUUGAACUCACCCGCGUAUAUUCAAAAGAAAACUAUUCAACAGAAAGAGAUCCAUGUCAUGUCACGCUCAACUCUCACGAGGUUCAAAAUGAAGAACGUAAAUGUUGCACACAAGCAUCCCUUUCAUCAGAAGCUCAAAGCGAAAGUGCUGAACAACAUUUGGUUAUCAGCAGUCCUACAGCACAAGGUAAUUUAUAUUCAAGUAAAGCUGUGAAUGAACAGAAGUCCCUUGAAGGCGUACGAAUACUGCUUGCAGAAGAUAACCCAGUACUCCAGAGAGUUGCAACUAUAAUGCUGGAAAAAUUGGGGGCAACAGUGUUCGCUGUCGGAGAUGGACUUCAGGCAGUAGAUGCUCUUAAUUGCGUACUUAGUGCAGAAGAUUGUAUAAGGGAGUCUAUCUUUGAAGGUAGAAACAAGAGAACUCAAACAGAAAUCAAGGAUUUCCCUUCAUAUGACUUGAUCCUAAUGGAUUGCCAAAUGCCAAAGAUGGAUGGUUAUGAAGCAACAGAAAUAAUCAGGAAAUCAGAAGCUGGGACCGGGCUACACAUUCCCAUUGUUGCACUUACCGCCCAUGCAAUGUCUUCAGAUGAAGCCAAGUGCUUGGAAGUGGGCAUGGAUGCUUAUCUAACAAAACCAAUUGAUUACAAGCUGAUGGUUUCCACCAUUCUUUCACUCACUAAAAGAACAGCCUAACUUUCGCAUCAAGCAAGAGCUAACCAACCUGUAGCUUAUGCAGCCUUCGGAUGUAAAGUUUGAUAGCAGGAAGUAAUUAAUGAGAAAAUGCAGUUUUACAUGGGACAAAUGGAUGCAGAUCCAUUGUCCAAGUCCAGCAUAUUUAACAACUCAUGACUGAAUGCACUGUGCUUGAUUACCUGACUCUGUAAUCAAUAGAUAGGGAGUGCCAAUGGUGGUUACCGAUCAGAAGAGCAAGGGGGCAUUAUUUCUAAGCAAGUGGGGUACAAUUUCUCCAGGAAAGAUGGCAUUGGUGGAAUGUAAUAUUUGAUGUAUGCUUAAUAGUAGUAUAUGGGAAAUGAAAAAAUCGUUUGCAAGUA